CAAUAGCUCGUCAUGCUUUUACUCCAAAGGUCAUACUAAUUUUAUCACAACUCCCUUCUCGUCAAAUUACUUUGUUGUAAUCCUUAGAUCGUCAUCACAAACUUACAACACAAACCUUCGUUCCUUUCAUCAGUCACAAAAUCACAUUACCAUUCCCCCUAAUUCCUUUCACCUUACACAUAAUCCUGAUAUCACAAACCCUAAUUCAUCGUAUUUGUUCACAAAAUCUUGUUAUCGCAAAUCCUAAUUCCCUUUAUCUUUCACACAAUAUCAAUAUCACAAACUCUAAUUUCAUUCCCUAUUCACAAAAUCUGGAUAUCACAAACCCUAAUUGCCUUCCCCAUUCACAAAAAUCCCAAUACAGCAAACCCUAAAUCACAUUCCUUAUUCAUAAAUUUCACAAACCAUAACUCCUUUCCCAUUUACAAAUAUCACAAACCAUUGCUAUAUUCUUCAUUUACAAACCGUAAUUCCUUUCCUCAUUCACAUAAUUUCGGUAUCAUGAACUCCAAUUCCCAGUCUCAUUUGUCAAUUGCUUUCUGUCCAUCGUUCCCAAUCGCUAUCAAUCUCUUUCAGUUGCUCACAAAACCAGUGAAAAAGAUUGUUUGAGCGGGAAAAAAACGUGAAGGCAUUGCCAUGGAGAGUAGCAGCGAGCAGAGACUGCAGUCCCUGGAGCGUUGCAUUGAGGAGAAGGAGAAGAAACUCGUCUCCAUCAAACGCCAAUUCGGCCGCGAAAUUGACGCCAAAGAGAGGGAAUACGACGUGGUGACGAGGAAAGUCGAAGAACGGAACAGAGAGUUGGAGUCAGUACAGAGGAGGAUCACCGAUUGUGAGUGGAAACUCGACACCGUGCGCCGCAUGAUCACCGAGAGCGAUGAGGUUUACCAGCAAAAACAGAGGGGCAUUCAGGAUAGUGACCGUGAACUCGCCGAGAAGGAGGCGCACCGCUCUUUGAUCGCGGACAUGAUCAGAGAGCGCGAGCAAGAGUUGAGGGCCAAGGACGCCGAGUUUCAGCAGGUUUUGGACGAAGGCAUGGCUCUCAAAAACAAAGUUGCUCAACUCAACGAUGACCUUAAGACCAAAAAGGAAGAGCUUGACGUCGUGACGCGGAGCUUGAUUAAUGAACAAGCCACUGAAACCACCAUCAAGUCCAUGCGUGCCAGAAUUAAGCAACUACUUCGCCAGCCAUAUGAGUCUGAGUCUAAACAGAAGCAAUUUGAAGGUCAAGCGAAGGAGCUUGAAUCAAAACAGAAGCAUUAUGAACGCCAAGUAAAGGAACUCCAAUCAAAACAGAAGCAAUAUGAAGGAAGAGUGAAAGAGCUUAAGUUAAAUGAGAAGUUGUAUGAAAGAAAAGUCAGGGAGCUUGGUUCUAGAGAGAAACAAUAUGAAACAAGAAUGAAAGAGCUUGAGUCAAAUGAGAAGCAGUGUGAAACAAGAAUGAAAGAGGUUGAGUCAAAUGCGAAGCAAUAUGAAAAAAGAGUAAAAGAACUUGUUUCACAUGAGAGGCAAUAUGUAAAAAGUGUGAUUGAGCUCAAUUCAAAGGAGAAGCAAAUUGAAGGACAAAUGGUGGAUCUUGAGUCCAAAAAGAACCAAUAUGAAGGACUAGUGAAGGAGCUUGAGUCAAAAGAAGCACGGUGUAAAGUGCUACUCAAGGAGCUCGAGUCAAUAGAGAAAAAAAUUCAAGAACAAAUGAAGGAUCUAGAGUUCAAAAAGAAUCAAUGUGAAUCAUCAAGAAAAUCAUUUGAAGAGGAAAAACUGUCGAAACAGAAGUCUAAUGACCAACAACAUUUCACAAAUGCCAACAGUGCAAGUCUCUUUAACCAACAAAAUUUUACAGGUGCAGAUAAUAGCAAGAAUUUACCUUUGUUCAUUAAUCUUCUGGAAAAGUACGAGUUGAUGUGUAGUCAAGUCUCUGAUGCUCUCCAAACAUUUGCUAACCCUACUAAGCUGGUGCUAGAUACAAUAAAAGGUUUUUACACUUCUCAUUCAAGGCAAGGACUUAUUGAAUAUGAUGCAAGUAUCUCAAGGAGAAUAUGUAAUCUUUUAAUGGAUGAAUUGAAGAAAUCUUCGCCGGUAAUUGGGAUUCGUGUUAAACAAGAAGCAAUCAAAUUGGCAACUGACUGGAAGGCAAACUUAGUUGCGGGUGAUAAGGAUUGUUUAGAGGUUCUGGACUUUUUUAAGUUUGUUGCUACUUAUGAGAUUGGUUCAUCUUUCGAUGCAAUUGAGCUUCAGAGGCUUCUAGAUAUAAUUGCCCUACAAUAUCAAACUCUGCAAGCCAUUGGUAAAAUUAAAGAACCUUCAGAUAAUCAAUCGAGUCCCACCAUUGAUGGAAGAAAUUUGCAUUUUCCCAGUAUUAAGCACAUAAAUGAGUCGGUUAAUCUCCAUACAUCAUCAGAUCCAGCAAAACUUGUUUUGGAUAUCAUACUGGUCCCUAUUGCUUCAGAGAAACAGGGAAGUGAAGGUGCUAUUAUCAUUGAUGAGAGCCACAUCUUACUGUUGGAACAAUUGAUGAGAAUCUCACCACGGGUCAAACCCCGUGUAAGAGAGGAGGCGCUGAAGAUAGCAUUUGCUUUGAAAGCGAACAUAAGAGAAAGUGCUGAAAACUCUUUGACAAUUCUGGGCUUUCUAUUGUUACUAUCUGCUUAUGGAUUGGUUUCUUAUUUUAGAAAAGAUGAGCUUUUCAAGCAGUUGGAAUCUGCUGCUCAGCACAAGCAAGCUGUAGAGCUGUUUCGGACUCUUGGUUUUGUGGAUAAAAUCUUUGAUUUUGUUCGGAAUCUUAUUAUGAAGCAGCAACACAUAGAGGCUGUUAGAUUCAUUUGUGCAUAUAAGUUGGCUGACAAGAUCCAACCAGUUGAUCUCUUGCGACAACAUGUGGCGAAAGUAAAGUCAGUCACCAAUAGAUUUGCUUGCAUGAAAGAGUCCGUCGAACAAAAGAUUAAGGUCAGAGACGAAGAAAUUGUUGGCCUGCGAACUGUUCUAGAAUGCAUUUCAGAGAACAACCUAGAAUCUCAUCAGGAUCUAGUUAAAGAGAUUAAUGAUCGCAUUGUUGAUCUAGAGAAGCAGAAGGAAAAUGUUGUUCGUUUAACAUCAGGACCUUCCUCCGAAGUUGAGGAAAAGACGUGUGGUGGAGAAGCAGUGACAGUAACCGUGCACAAACCUGAAGAAAAGAAACGUCAUGUGGGAGUAAGCCUCCCCAUUAAUAAUCAGUGGGGUAACAUCAGCAAACGUCCUCGGACAAGUGUAACUUACCCUCGGUUCGCUCCUCUUCCUCCUCCUCCUCCUCCUCCGCCUCCUCCUCCUCCUCCUCUGCCUCCUCCACCUCCUCCUCCUCCUCCUCUGCCUCCUCCGCCUCCUCCUCGUCCUCCUCAAUACCAGCGUGUAUUUAUGCCUAUGCCCGGCGCCUCGCAGUUUGUUUUCCCGGAAAACUACUUUAGACCUGCUAAUCCUAUGGCUUGGUCUGGAAACAACGGAACAAAUUACUAUGGUAACUCCAGGCCGCCAUAUCCUCCUUUUGGAUGAGACCCCCUUUGAAUAUGUUCGUUACUUUAUGUGAUUUUGGUACUUGUUGUGGUUGCAAAACUGUGCAUUUGGAAUUUAUUUAUCAUAAGCAUCUCCAGCAGUGCUUAACUCUUUUUUUAGACACUACAAUUUGGUUGCAUGGGAUUUAAGAACCUUGACAAGCUUUCUCUCCAAUGGUACAACUUUUUAGAAC
Messenger RNA from Glycine soja, 3712 nucleotides. RefSeq lists its product as uncharacterized. Lineage: Eukaryota; Viridiplantae; Streptophyta; Magnoliopsida; Fabales; Fabaceae. The record is from RefSeq and is a predicted model, not a curated record. The transcript has 5 exons. The coding region runs from base 637 to 3519 and encodes 960 amino acids.